AUGAUGAAAUAAUUCAGUAUGUAUCAAGUCUACUUCACAUCUAUACCUCGCCUGUGCUAUUAGGUUAUGUUGCUUGCAUCGUACAAAAAUGGUUAAUUUGUAUAAAUGAAAGGUAUUUUUAUUUUGAAAGAUGAGUCUCGUUGCAUACGGAAGCAGCGAUGAAAGUUCAGACGAGGAAGGAAACAAGUGUGAAACAGGGAACGUUAACAAAACUACAGAGGAACUUGUAAUUAAACAAACAAAUGACAAGCUGUGUUUACCUGCCCCUAAACACGAUGAAAUCGUAGAAGAGGUUAGGGAAAAUGGCGAGAAAAUACAUUUUGAUAAAUUACCCAAACCGAAAAGUUUAUUUGCCGAGCCAGAAAAUGUUAUAGAAGAUGAUGAUAUUCCUCCGAAAAAAGAGGAAGAAUUUAAACCUGAAAAACCGAUUAAAAAGAAUCGUGCUCCAGUUAAAAUAACUGUUCCCUCUUUAUCUGAAUUCAAAGAUGUGGAAGAAGAAGAUGAAGCAAGGGCCAAUAGAAUUAGACCUUCCACUAAAGGUACCAAACUUUUUGCACUUCUGCCACUACCAAAGGGAGCUGAAGUCAAGUCUACUAAUAAUUUAAUUCCUAGUGUUGUUAAUAAAACGAAAAUACAUCAGAACAAACCUUUGGUAACUAAAGAUACGAAAGGUUCAAUUGCAAAUAAAGUAAUGAAAGUUACUCCAAUGAAAAGUUCUAUAGGUAUAGAUUAUGAGUCAAAUUCUGAAGACGAAGAUGGAGUUCCUGUAAGCGGUACUGAAUCUGGCACUGAUUUUUUUGCUCUAUCAGUCACCGAUACUCCUGUUAUAUCCGAUGCUUUAAUGAACGAACUAAGCUUGAAGAAAGAAUCAAAUGAAAUUGAUCCUUCGCUUAAAGACGAUGCGAGUAACGAGCAUUUACCUAAUAGUUCUGCCAAAACAGCAGAAGCUAGUAUUGCCUCCCAGAAGACAUUAGUGAGUAAUAUCAUGAAUUUACCAAAAGAAGAAAUACUACUCAAAAAUAAAGCUGAGGUGGGCCCAAAAUUACCUAUACCAGAACAAGAAUAUAAUGUUGAUACCGAAGGCAAUGUGGCUUUUGAUGAGAAAGCUAUCGAAUACCUCUGUGGAAAACGAAGUAUAAAGAGAAAAGCUAAAGAAAUCGAUGAAUCAAGUAUUAUUGAAAUAAAUGGCGAAGAUAUCAAACCAGAUGAACGAGAAUGGUUGGUGAAAGCAUUAACAGAAGAGCCUGUCCAAAGACCGGUUUCCAUGAUGGGUGGAGUAAAUUCACAAUCUAAAAAGAAGCAUCAAAUUACGUAUUUGGCUCACCAAGCUAAAGCAAUGGAAAUGGAGUUAAAGAAUCAAUGGGCACAAAACAGGAUGACCAGAAAACAAACACAAUCGAAAUAUGGGUUUUAAAUCAUACACAUUUGUAUAAAAAAUAUAAAUAUAAUAUCGUUUAUUAUUGUAUAAAAAUUAGAUUAUUUGUAUGAGGAA
Molecule: messenger RNA, 1492 nt
Organism: Megalopta genalis
Lineage: Eukaryota; Metazoa; Arthropoda; Insecta; Hymenoptera; Halictidae
Product: proline-rich protein PRCC
Cellular component (GO): nucleus
Source: RefSeq, a predicted model, not a curated record